This is a messenger RNA of Athalia rosae (coleseed sawfly), 1051 nucleotides long. RefSeq lists its product as uncharacterized. Lineage: Eukaryota; Metazoa; Arthropoda; Insecta; Hymenoptera; Athaliidae. Gene Ontology annotation, molecular function: cytoskeletal protein binding. The record is from RefSeq and is a predicted model, not a curated record. Gene Ontology annotation, cellular component: ciliary basal body. The transcript is spliced from 5 exons. Gene Ontology annotation, biological process: regulation of cell projection organization. Bases 253 to 1041 code for a protein of 262 amino acids.
UAUUAUUGAUUUGUCGAAUAAUAAACGCGGAAGCGCGAAAAUUCAAUGAACUUUCCCUCACUUACAUUUACCAAACUUUUCGAACAGUCAUGCAACUAGAUUCUGAAAUAAGAUAUCAAACAAAUAUAAUCCAUUUGAGUCAAUAAAACAUAACGGUUAUAUUGAUGGUUGCCAUAGCAAUGAACCUUGCAGAGUCUUUUUCUAAGCCCCGAAUUUCUAGUAUUUAAGUAUCAUAACUGAAGUGAUUGUUUGAUGCCAAAUAUGUGGGUAUGUCGCCAAGACUUUGAAUAUGUGGUGCGUAAGCAAGAACUUCAGAAAAUAGCCUUUGGUUCCAGCUGUAAUCGAGAUACCUCAUCCAAAAAAGGAAUGACUCCAUUCAUGAGACACUAUGUUUUUGAAGAUUACCCUAACAUCUCGCCAAAUAAAUAUAAUACCCUGGAAGCAUUUAAUGCUAUGAAAAUCAAGCCAUGCCUCCAUUCCAUAAGUAGUAAAGGCUACAGUGGGAUCGCGAGAUUUUCAGAGACUACAGGCCACCUGGAUGAGCAUCCUUCUCCUGCUGAAUAUACUAUCAGUACAUUUCCUUCAAAAGUAAAACAAUUAAAACACCCAUUUGCUUCAACUGCAAAAAGAAAAACAAAUUUAACAAAUAAAAACCCAGGUCCAGGGUCGCACUCACCUGGAGUGAAGCGUGGUAUCGUCUACGAUCACAGUUUUGGAGGCCGUGUGAAGAUGCGUCUUGGAGUUGAAUUAAAAUGUUGCCAAAGAAAUACUGAUAUUUGUGAUUUAUGUCAGAAAAAACCAUUCGGCGAUUACUGGCACAAGAACAACAAAUAUUUUCUGUGUAGACCGUGCAUGCUAAAAGAACGACAAGAAAAUAAAUUAUACACUGUGCCCCAACUAAAAGAAUUCCAUAAAAUUCGGUAUUGCUCAGAGAUACAUCGUCAUGAAGGAAUGCCUGCUAAAGUGUGGCUCAUGCACCCACAAGCGAUACAAAAGUGGAAUCGUUGUGAGGCCUAUCUAGCAGCAUACCUUAUAGAUUGAAUAAUGCUGG